Molecule: messenger RNA, 3631 nt
Organism: Podospora bellae-mahoneyi
Lineage: Eukaryota; Fungi; Ascomycota; Sordariomycetes; Sordariales; Podosporaceae
Exons: 5
Coding region: 1-2181 (726 amino acids)
Molecular function (GO): protein binding
Source: RefSeq, a predicted model, not a curated record
AUGGCAGUUGUACUUCCCUCACCACCCGCCACCGCCAGCCCUGGGCUCGACGGCGUGGUCACCAAACCAGACACCACCACGAGAACACCGAGAGUCAAGCCAACGAAAGAGGAUCUCCUCAAGACGCACGCCGUCCACGUCCAGAAACAGGCCAACUCGCCCGAGAACGCGCCGAGACCCGUCAAGCAGCCCAACUUGGCGUUUGCCUAUCCUGCUUCGACAAAGUCGAUUCGCGAAGUUGAUAUUAUCCCUCUAUCACAACUCGAGGUCAACUCACACCACCGGGGUUCAGGCCUCAUUCUCAAAGUCAUCAGCCCACCAUUCCUUGGGGCGGGAGCAGUGAGCAUAGUCGAGGAUGAGUUCGGUAAUGUGGACAAGAUCUCCAUCUACAACCAAAAUGACUCGUCUAUCCUUUCUGGUGUACCAGAAGGGUGCAUCAUUGGUGUGAAGGAGCCUUACUACACCAUCAACGGGAAGAAUGCGGAUGGGAGCGAGGAUUACAUGAUCUGUGUCGACCACCCAUCAGAUGUGACGCUGAUUAGGUUCACCGACCCCAUCAUUCCUGAGCCAUUGAGAUUGGGACCAUUGCUCAAGACGGCGGAGGACUGGAAGAAGGCGGGCGAUACGGCGUUUUUGGAGAAGGACUUCCCAACGGCGGUGUUCUGCUACACCGAAGCUUUGGAUUGUGCCGAGGAUGAAGGAUUCAAGCCAUCAAUCUACACCAAGCGCGCCGGGACAAGUCUAAUUCUCGGCCGCUAUGAUUCCGCGAAGGAGGAUGCUCUCGCCUCUCGAACGGGUACCAGCACGGACUGGAAAGCAUACUACACUGCUGGGAGAGCAUGCUAUGGGCUUUGCAACUACUCGGAAUCGAAGGAAUAUCUUUCCAAGGCUCUCGAGCUCAACCCAACCAACCCAGCUAUCAAGAAGGAGUACGAGCGGUGUCUCGCCAGGCUGCACGAAGAGGAGACUGGCGACUACGACUUUGAAGCCAUCUACAAGUCCCUCAGCCCAAAGGACGUUCACCUGGACUUGGGGUCUUUCACCCGCAACACAGAGGUAAAGGCAAGCCCGCUCCACGGAAGAGGAUUGUUCGCCACCAAGGAUCUCGCACCCGGGGAUCUUGUCUUUGCAGAAAAGGCCACCCUGAUGCCCAACCAGUACGAGCCGAUGAGGGCGUCGGCUGCGCUGUAUGCUUUGACCGUCCGUCAACUGCUAGACAACCCAUCACUGUGCAAGUCAGUACUCCAGCUCUACCCCGGCGAGAUGACCUACGAGCGAAACCCGCUCGAAGGCACCCUCGUAGAUGGUGUUCCAGUCCUAGACGUCUUCGUCAUCGAAGGCCUCCGCAACAAGAACUGCUUCUCCGUGCCCAUGUCAACACUCGAAGACACCAGGCCAACCGCCCAAGAAGGUCGCCAAGCAAAAGGUCUCUGGGUCCACGCCAGCAACCUCAACCACGCCUGCGUCCCCAACACCCUCCGAUCGUUCCUCGGUGACAUGCUGAUCUCCCGUGCGACUCGACACAUCAAGGCAGGCGAGGAAAUCUUCCACCAGUAUGUCCCCGUCAAAUCCCUCCCUGAUGUCCGUAACGGGGUGUACAAAGACGGAUGGGGUUUCGAGUGCUCGUGCACCUUGUGCGUUGCCGAGCUCAAGCAAUCGUCGGAGGCUAGUCGAGAGAAGAGGAAGGAUUUGCUCGCGCAGGUGGAGAAGAUCUUGAACAAGAAGACGCCGAGGGCAAAGACGAUUAUUCCGGACGCGACGAUUCGAUCGGUGGAUAAGCUGAUGAAGCAGUUGGAGGAGGCGCACGAGCCGGAGAUUUACGGGCGAUUGCCGAGACUGACGUUAAUUUACGGGAGCAAUUGGUUGGUUGGGGCGUAUAGGGGGAAGAAGAACUACUCCAAGACGAUUAGAAAUGCGGUGAAGGUGCUGAGGAACUUUGGGUUUGAGAUGCCGCAGGGGGCGGAGAGCCAGGACAAGGUGUGGGAGCCAAGGCAGAUGUUCUUUUCGGAGGAGUGGCAUUCGUUGAUGACGAUUCAUGUGGUGGUUGCCUUGAGGAGGUUGGCGGAGGCGUACAGUGGGCUGGGGAAGAAGGAGAUGGCUGAGAGGAGUGUGGAGGCGGCCGAGUUUGGCUAUAUGCUCGUUACUGGGUUCAAGAAUGACCUGAGCAAUUUGGAUAGGUAGGGGUACUCUUUCUUGACUGCCCAGAAAGAAUUUAUCACAAGGGAGGGGGAGGACCUGAAAGGGAGACCGCAUCGGGAUGGGGGCUUGCCAGGGAACAGUGCAGAGCUUUGAAGGAAAAGGGAAGCAACGCAUGUAAAGUAGACACAGGGCAAUGGCACCAAUUUUCUUGUUCUUGUCUGCCUGGCCUUCCAAGGCUUCCUACGGGCCUUCACGAUGACAGACCACCUAUCUCCUCAGGGCAUGGACAGUAGGUUUUCUGGCUCUGAUAGGUGGGUGGAAGUGGAUAGACAAGGGGUGGCAUUCGGGACCUGCGGGUACACGGAGGAUACUCCUCGCCAUGCUCCGGCUUGGAGACUGGUGGGAGCCUUCCCAACGUGCCUAGAGCCGCUGGAUCAAAAGACCAAACGCAGAGGCCCUUUUUGUUGCUUUCCCUUCUCCAGCUCCGUUUCCUGUCCACUAUUCACCCUUCCUAAAAGUCCACGCCAGAUUUCUAGUCACAGCUCUGAUUUCUUUUUGCCGCCGCCAUGUUUAUAACCCGGGCCCUUUAUUCAACGUCUAAACUCAACUACCGGCCGUCUACCCACGCAUCAGAUCUUUACGCCAAACACGGUGCAGAUGGACAACAGGGCCCCCAAGGCCCUCUAUUCAGUUUGGAUCCAAGCACAACCCAUAAUCGGGAGACCAACCCACCGGAGCUCGAAUCCAGAAUUUGAUCAAGACCAGAUCGCCAGCAACUGGCUCACCCAGACUACUUCCAUCCUCUUCGACCAGCCACUAGCACGAGACAGCGAUUGAGAGCUCCUAGUAGCAACACAAUUUAGCCGUAGUGGGAUACUAUCGGUCCCACCUCGGCGACCCGGUAUUGGGGUACAGUGCUACCUGAUGAUAUUUUUUUUGUGGCGUACUCGUCUUUCGAGGCCGUCGCAAAUAUGCUGGUGAAGCAGACGCGUCCCUUAUUUUUGCGCGUUUUUCCAUGGUAGGGGUGCUGGAAUUGUGGGGGGUAAUGAUGACUGGGACGCAUGGUGUCGUGUCUUGGUGAUGAUGAUGGUCUUGUUGUUGUUGUUGCUGCUCUUGUUGUUGGGUGUUGUUGUCGGUGGUGUAGGAUGAUGCACUGGGACGACAUCGUGCCCUGCGCGUUUGUAUUGUUCAUGUCUUUUCUUUCUUUUUGGUUCUAUUCUUUCACGUAUUAUCUAUUUUCUUGGGUUCAUUCUUUUUAUGUAUUAUUCUUUUAUUAUUUUCUUACUGUUAAUUUUUCUUCACUUUUCUUAACAUCUGUGAAGGGGUGUCUUAUGGUAGGGUGAAAGGCGGGGAUGGCCCCUCGGGGAGACCCAUUCCAGGCGCUCAUCAGAUGUUUCAACAUCAUUACCAUGUAUUUUAUCCUGUAUCGUUUUUAGGUACCCUUCAGAGGGGUUGAAAAGUGUAGGGUACUUGAUGCAGUUCUCUUUGAAAA